Messenger RNA from Sphaerodactylus townsendi, 1149 nucleotides. RefSeq names its product G protein subunit gamma 3 (gene GNG3). The record is from RefSeq and is a predicted model, not a curated record. Gene Ontology annotation, cellular component: heterotrimeric G-protein complex. The coding region runs from base 295 to 531 and encodes 78 amino acids. Gene Ontology annotation, molecular function: G-protein beta-subunit binding. NCBI's taxonomy places the organism in Eukaryota, Metazoa, Chordata, Lepidosauria, Squamata, Sphaerodactylidae. Gene Ontology annotation, biological process: G protein-coupled receptor signaling pathway. The transcript has 3 exons.
AUGGUUUGUUCCCAGCCUUAAGUGGCUUGUAGCAUCCUCAAGGUACCGGUCCAUUGAAUUAAGCUUCAUCCUGGAAGAGGUGGGGGAGACACCGGUGUGGAGUCAUCAGAGAUCAGGGAGGGGAGAGAACGGCUGCUAAGGGGCUGUGGGGAGAAACACCCCACUCCUUCCUCUACCAACCAGGCCAGUGGGAGGAAGAGUCUCCCACCAGCCAGAUCAUCACCACCCGAGGCUGAAACCUGAAUUUUCCUCCAUCUCUUCAUUGCCAGCAGGCAUCAUCAAAAGAGCAUCGCCAUGAAAGGUGAGACACCAGUCAACAGCACCAUGAGCAUUGGGCAGGCCCGGAAGAUGGUAGAGCAAAUCGGUGAAAGAUCGGAGAGCCGAGUAUUGUGCAGAAUAAAGGUUUCCAAGGCGGCAGCUGACCUGAUGACUUACUGCGAUGCUCAUGCCUGCGAGGACCCCCUCAUCACCCCCGUGCCCACCUCCGAAAACCCUUUCCGGGAGAAGAAAUUCUUCUGUGCUCUGCUCUGAGCGACGCCUGCCCCACAUCAUCAGCCUCUUGGGCCCAGUGGGCAUCCAGCCUGCUCCCCUUCCCCCCCUCUCUGAACAUCCUCAGCACCAAAUCAGGGUGGAAUUAGGGCUACGAAGACACGAGGUAUCUUGGGAAACAAGACUGCCACUCGGCGGGCCGCUGGAGUGGGGUGGGGAGCUGGUACCCGUUUCCUCUUGCAGGCUCCCCAUCAAUCGAAAAUAUUUUGUCACACGCUUUGAUCGAGCACAACAAACCAGUUCUCUGCGAGUGAGGUAGUACCCUGCCCUCCUACGAAGGAAAAAGCCCCCACUCAAUUGAGUAUAACAGCAGCCAUGCUUCCAGGGGGGCCCCCGUCACCAACCAAAAACACAGCGACUCACCUGUAAUGUGAACCUGUCCCCCAGCCUUGAAUCUCUCCUUCAGUGUAGCCAAUUAGAGGUGCUGAAGCCGUCUCCUCCCUGUGCCCCCCCCCUGUGCCCCCUCCCCACACGAUAAUGCCCACAGAAGGGUUCAGGGUGUCCCAACUCCAAGACCCAGGUGGUUUGGGCUGGCCGUGCCCACCCACAGUGUACCAGAGAGCACAGAAAAUAAUUAAAUUGAAUCUGGAAAUCACAAAA